Molecule: messenger RNA, 1635 nt
Organism: Rotaria socialis
Lineage: Eukaryota; Metazoa; Rotifera; Eurotatoria; Philodinida; Philodinidae
Source: the annotation of a GenBank genome assembly
AUGCGAAAUGUAGCAAUCAUUGGUGGUGGUAUUAGCGGUUUAAUAUGCAUAAAAAGCUGUUUAGAUGGUGGUCUAUCGCCUACAUCUUAUGAAAUGACAAAUGAUAUUGGUGGUCUUUGGAAUUAUGAUGCUAAUUCAAUCGAUGGUAAAGCCAGUGUGAUGAAAUCAACCGUGAUCAAUACAUCCAAAGAGUUUAUGGCAUUUAGUGAUUAUCCUCCGCCGAUUGACUAUCCGAAUUAUAUGCAUAAUACUAAAUUAUUAGAAUAUUUUCGAGGGUAUGCAGCAAAAUUUGAUCUUAUAAAAUAUGUUCGAUUUCGGCGACGUGUUACACGUAUUGAACCAGCUGAUGAUUAUGAACAAACAGGUUGUUGGAUGAUAUAUAGCGUUAAUUUAGACAAGAAAGAAACAAUGAAUGAUAGUGAAACAUGUGAAAAAUAUGAUGCUGUCAUGUUAGCAACCGGACAUCAUGCUCAUCCAAGAUUAGUCGAUUUUCCUGGACUAGAAAAUUUUCAAGGUCGAAAACUUCAUAGUUGGCAAUACAAGACUUCGCAUGGUUUUGAAGAUAAAAAUGUACUUGUUGUUGGUAUUGGAAAUUCCGGAGGCGAUCUUGCCGUAGAAUUAGGCCGCAUUGCUAAACAGGUGUAUUUGAGUACACGUCGUGGUACAUGGGUACUGAAUCGUGUUGGACCUAAUGGAUGGCCAGCUGAUAUGGUACUGUCAUCUGAAGUUCAUGGAGCUGUACAAAAAUAUUUUCCUUCAUUAACAAAUUGGAUAGUAGAGAGAGAUAUCAAUAAAAGAUUUAAUCAUGAAAUGUAUGGUCUUAAACCGAAACAUCGGCCAUUAGAACAACAUCCAUUUUUAAACGAUGAUUUACCAAAUCGAAUUUUAUGUGGCUCUGUGAUAGUUAAACCUAAUGUUCAAGAAUUCACAGCUGAUGGUCAUGGUGUUAUAUUUACUGAUGGUUCUAAAGUUGAUCAGAUUGAUUGUGUUCUUAUGGCAACUGGUUUCAAUAUUGUAUUUCCGUAUUUAGAUGAAAACAUUUUAACUGUGAAAGAAAAUAGAAUUCGACUCUAUAAAUAUGUUUGGCCAGCUCAUAUGACUCAUCCGACACUUGCUGUUAUGGGUCUUGUUCAACCGUGGGGUGCAAUUAAUCCCAUAACGGAACUUCAAGCACGUUGGGCUGUUCGUGUAUUUAAUGGUGAAUUAAGAUUACCGUCGCGUAUAAAAAUGGAUGAAGAUAUUGAUGAGAAAAUCCGUGAAAUGUCAGAACGAUACGCUGAAUCACCUCGACAUACUGUCCAAGUUGAUUAUGUCGAUUAUUGCAAUAACAUCGCGGAUCAAGUUGGUUGUCGACCAAAUAUAUGGAAUUUUUUAAUACGUGACUUUCAACUUGGUUGGCUUUUACUAUUUGGACCAUGUACACCGUAUCGAUAUCGUUUGCAAGGUCCAAAUAAAUGGAAAGAUGCACGACAAACUAUACUCACACAAUUUGACAGAGUUGAAUAUACAUUACUUCCUGGCAGUAAACAAGGAAAACGCCAAUAUAAUAAAUUCAAAACAGAUUGGACACCAAUGUUCUUAAUUGUAUUUUUUACAUUGACUCUCUUCAUUAUUUUACAUGUGAUUUUCUCAUAA